This is a messenger RNA of Blastocystis hominis, 356 nucleotides long. RefSeq lists its product as hypothetical. Gene Ontology annotation, biological process: regulation of mitotic cell cycle. Gene Ontology annotation, cellular component: SCF ubiquitin ligase complex; cyclin-dependent protein kinase holoenzyme complex. Lineage: Eukaryota; Bigyra; Opalinata; Blastocystidae. Bases 1 to 309 code for a protein of 102 amino acids. The transcript is spliced from 3 exons. The record is from RefSeq and is a predicted model, not a curated record. Gene Ontology annotation, molecular function: cyclin-dependent protein serine/threonine kinase activator activity; protein kinase binding; histone binding.
AUGAACUACGCGAGUCAAAUUGAUUACAGUGAUAAGUACUAUGAUGAAACCUACGAAUAUAGACAUGUAACCCUUCCCAAAGAAUUAUCGAAACAAUUUCCUGCUGGAAAGCUACUGACCGAGCAGGAGUGGAGGUCGCUCGGUAUUCGAAUGAGUCUGGGUUGGGAGCACUAUGCCACACAUAAACCCGAUCCGAACAUUCUUCUCUUUCGAAGACCCCUUGGAACAGACGGCACGACUGGUCUUGUGAAUCCAGAACUUGCCGAGAUGCAGAAAAAGCAGUUUAGAAAGCAGUUUGGCUUAGAAUAAAGCCAUUUUUCAAAAAUAGGAGUCAGUUGCUGAUUUCAUUCACUUCA